AUGUCAACCUUCACAAAACCUUCAAUGCAAAAAUCUUCACGUGAUGAUGCCGAGCAACUAAACCGUGCUUUCAAAGGAUUAGGCUGUGAUGCUGCGGCAGUUGUGAAUAUUCUUGCACUUAGAAAUGCAUCUCAACGUGAUAGCAUUCAACAAGAAUACGAGACCUUGUUCUCAGAUGACCUCAAAAAACAAUUGGCUCAUGAGCUUCAUGGCCACCUCAAGAAAGCAGUUUUAUUAUGGAUGAAAAGUCCUAUAGAACGGGAUGUUACAACAUUGAGACAGGCUUUGACAGGACCUAUUUUUGAUGUCAAAGCUGCCACUGAAAUCAUAUGUACCCGUACUUCAUCCCAGAUUCGACAGAUUAAGCAAGUUUACACUCCUACUUUUGGCACGCGACUUGAGUUUGACAUUGGGUGUCACACAUCCGAUGAUCAUAAAAAGUUGCUACUCGCAUUUAUAGCCAUAACACGGUACGAUGGCCCAGAAAUUGAUAGUCUGUUGGUAGAGGAUGAUGCUAAAGCUAUCAACAAAAUUGGGCUGAAGAAAUCUGGAAUGGAUGAGAGCACUUUCAUUCAGAUUUUCACUGAAAGAAGCUCCGCACAUUUGAUUGCCCUUGCUUCUGUUUACCAUAAAAUGUUUGGAAAGGAACUGAGAAAGACAAUUAAAAGAGAAGCAUCAGGGAAUUUCAAGUAUGCCCUUCUAACAAUUUUGCAAUAUGCCGUUGAUCCAACAAAGCACUAUGCAAGGGUGUUGCGCAAGGCAACGAAAGGUUUGGGUACAGACGAUAGUACUCUAAUCAGGAUACUGGUUACGAGGGCAGAGAUUGAUUUGCAGAAGAUCGAGGAAGAGUUCUUGAAGAAGUACAAAAGACCAUUACCUGAAGUUGUUCAUUCAGAAACAUCAGGUCACUACAGGGCCUUCCUUCUUUCCCUCUUAGGCUCUAAGUACUAG
Populus euphratica (Euphrates poplar) is the source of this 951-nucleotide messenger RNA. RefSeq names its product annexin 5 (gene ANN5). The record is from RefSeq and is a predicted model, not a curated record. Gene Ontology annotation, molecular function: phosphatidylserine binding; calcium-dependent phospholipid binding; calcium ion binding. Gene Ontology annotation, cellular component: plasma membrane; cytoplasm. The coding region runs from base 1 to 951 and encodes 316 amino acids. The transcript has 6 exons. Gene Ontology annotation, biological process: response to water deprivation; response to salt stress; response to cold. Lineage: Eukaryota; Viridiplantae; Streptophyta; Magnoliopsida; Malpighiales; Salicaceae.